Molecule: messenger RNA, 1926 nt
Organism: Daucus carota subsp. sativus
Lineage: Eukaryota; Viridiplantae; Streptophyta; Magnoliopsida; Apiales; Apiaceae
Product: cytochrome P450 81Q32-like
Exons: 2
Coding region: 171-1673 (500 amino acids)
Molecular function (GO): monooxygenase activity; iron ion binding; heme binding
Source: RefSeq, a predicted model, not a curated record
AUAUCAGGCCAUACUAUCAGCAGCUCACCUAAGCUCUUACCACUCAUUCUUGACUCCUUGUCUCAACUUUAAUUUAUGUGGAUAUGUAUAAAUAGGUGCAUAUGUAAAGUUAUUUUCUAUUCAAAUCUCAAACAAAACUUUCAUUGUCCAAGCUCACUCCCACAGAUAUCAUGGAAGCAAAUUUGCAGCUUUUAUUAUAUGCAAUUCUCCCCCUUGUUUUCAUUAUUCUAGGAAUAAGAUCUCAAUUCAAGUCCAAAACACGUCGUCUACCACCGAGCCCAAAGCCAAAAUUUCCAUUAUUAGGCCACCUCUACCUCCUCAAAGGCAAACCCUUACUACAUAGAACCUUCGAUGGCCUCUCUAAAAAGCUGGGUCCGAUUUUUUCUCUCCAUUUUGGAUCACGCCUUGUAGUUGUUGUGUCAUCUUCUUCUGCUGCGGAAGAAUGUUUUACUAAAAAUGACAUAAUUCUAGCAAACCGCCCUCGGCUAAUAAUGGGAAAGCACAUAGGCUACAACCACACAACUAUGGUCCAGUCCUCUUAUGGUGACCACUGGAGAAAUCUCCGGAAGCUUGCUACACUAGAAAUAUUUUCAACCACUCGACUCAAUACGUUUCUGCCUAUUCGUCGUGAUGAAGUCAACCAACUUCUACGAAGAUUGUCAAAAAACUCACAAAAUGAGUUUGCAAGAGUGGAGAUAAAAGCUAACUUGACGGAGUUGUCAUUCAAUAUCAUAACGAGAAUGAUUGGAGGAGAAAAGUACUUUGGCGAGGAUGUGGAUAAUCAAGCAGAAACAAGGUAUGCAAGGGAAAUCAUAUUGAAGGUGCUUUCGCAAGGAGGGGCCUCACAUGCUGCAGACUUUGUGCCACUAUUAAGGUGGAUUGACUAUGGUGGGUACGAGAAAGGUGUAGACGCUCUGAGUAAGAAAAGGGACAAGAUUCUAGAAGAUAUCAUCGAUAAGAACCGUCGUGAUCAAAGUAGGAAUUCCAUGGUAGACCAUUUGCUGUCACUGCAGAAAUCCGAACCUGAUUACUACUCUGAUUCCAUCAUCAAGGGCCUAAUGACAGUUAUGAUACUUGCUGGAACUGACACAUCAGCAGUGACAAUUGAAUGGGCCAUGUCGCUUUUGCUCAAUAAUCCUGACGUGUUAAGAAAAGCUAGAGACGAAAUAGACACUGUUCUUGGACAUGACCGUUUGGUGGAGGAAUCAGAUUUAUCUAAAUUGCCUUAUCUACAAAACAUUAUUUCUGAGACUUUCCGAUUAUUUCCUGCAGCACCAUUGUUAGUGCCACAUAAGUCAUCAGCUGAUUGUGUCAUCGAGGGGUAUGAUGUGCCACGAGGCACAAUCGUAUUGGUUAAUGCAUGGUCCAUUCAUAGGGAUGAAAAGGUGUGGGAUGAUCCAUUAAGUUUUAAGCCAGAGAGGUUUGGAAGUGGAGUAUCUGAGGCAUACAAGUUGAUGCCAUUCGGUAUGGGCAGAAGGUCUUGCCCUGGAGCUGGACUGGCUCAUCGUGUAGUAGGCUUGACUUUAGCUUCGUUAAUUCAAUGUUUUGAGUGGGAGAGAAUUAGCGAGAAGGAGAUUGACUUGGCCGAAGGAAGAGGACUUACCAUGCCUAAACUUGAGCCACUUCAAGGCAUGUGCAGAAGCCGCGAUAUUUUAAACAAAGUUCAGCUUUAAAGCUACAAAGAACCUGGACUACUUGAGAAUGGCAGAGUUGCCAGCUGUUCCAUCAGGGAUUAUAACUUUGCUGCAAUCUAGUUCACUCCCAGCUCUUUCAGAUGAAUUUUAUUUAAAAAUAUCAUUCAAGUAUGCGUUGGAAACCAGUAGACUUUUAUAUUGUCUGCAUUUGACAUUCUCAGAUGUGUAGCACAAGAAGCUGUUAAACAUUUUAGAAAAGUUUAAAAGUAAUGCAUAGGCAUCUUAUGACUCA